This is a messenger RNA of Dermochelys coriacea (leatherback sea turtle), 1608 nucleotides long. RefSeq names its product glucoside xylosyltransferase 1 (gene GXYLT1). Gene Ontology annotation, molecular function: UDP-xylosyltransferase activity. The record is from RefSeq and is a predicted model, not a curated record. NCBI's taxonomy places the organism in Eukaryota, Metazoa, Chordata, Testudines, Dermochelyidae. Bases 510 to 1574 code for a protein of 354 amino acids. The transcript has 10 exons. Gene Ontology annotation, biological process: protein O-linked glycosylation via N-acetylgalactosamine.
GCUGGCCCUGGAGCAGGAGCCUGGCGGGGGGAAGCCGCAGGCCCGAGACCCCGCCGCUCCCGUCCGGAGGCAGCGCGCCGGCGGCGGGAGGGCGGCGGCGGGAAGCGCAGGCCGCGGGGAGCCGGAGCUGCCAGACAGGUGGUGUAUAUCCAUGGUGUGAUGAAUCAUUGCCACAGACUUAAAGUCAGCUGGAAAGUGGGGGAAGAAGUGCAGUGAUGACCUGGGUGAUGUCUGGCACUGGCUGUUUGCAUGGUUCAAAAACAAGAAGCUUGCUGGAGUCAGAGGUGUAAAGAAAUGUUCUUGUCUUUCAAGACAAAUGAUUCAUCACUUCUUCAGGGAACUAAAGCCAAUUCCAUGAAGGCUUUGAUGGUCACGGCACAGAGCAUCAGUGGAAGAAAUGUGUAAAAUAAGUACUACUUCAUUGCCGUACAGAAAAAGCUUUUUAAAAUGCCUAUUCAAAAGUCUUAGUGUGUAAGAAUUUGUCUAUAUCUUACUGGAAUUCCUAUUGGAUGCUGCCCUCUGAUGUUUGUGGAAUGAACUGCUUUUGGGAAGCUGCUUUUAGAUAUGAUUUUAUGAAAACUCAGCCUGCUGAGAAGAUGCACCUAGCAGUGGUUGCCUGUGGUGAAAGGCUGGAGGAGACUGUUACUAUGUUGAAAUCAGCCAUUAUUUUCAGCAUCCAACCUCUACAGUUCCAUAUUUUUGCAGAGGGCCAACUGCACAACCGCUUCAAAGGCAUACUCAAUGGUUUGCCAUAUCAAGAAAAAUUUAAUUAUACCGUAUACCCAAUAACAUUUCCGACUGAGAGUGCAGCAGAAUGGAAGAAACUGUUUAAACCCUGUGCUUCACAAAGGCUAUUCUUGCCAUUAAUCCUCAAAGAUGUGGAUUCAUUACUGUAUGUUGAUACUGACAUCCUGUUUUUGAGACCUGUUGAUGAUAUUUGGUCUUUUCUGAAAAAAUUUAAUUCCACACAAAUUGCUGCAAUGGCACCAGAACACGAGGAACCUCGUAUUGGAUGGUAUAAUCGCUUUGCUAGACACCCAUAUUAUGGAAUAACUGGAAUAAAUUCUGGAGUAAUGCUAAUGAAUAUGACACGUAUAAGAAGAAAGUAUUUCAAGAAUGAUAUGACAACUGCUCGGCUACAGUGGGGAGAAAUUCUUAUGCCAUUGCUCAAAAAAUAUAAGCUAAACAUAACGUGGGGUGAUCAAGAUCUGUUGAAUAUUAUGUUUUUUCAUAAUCCAGAGAGCCUUUUUGUCUUUCCCUGCCAAUGGAAUUACCGUCCUGACCACUGCAUUUAUGGAAGCAAUUGUAAGGAAGCUGAAGAAAAAGGAAUAUUUAUUCUUCAUGGUAACAGGGGUGUUUACCAUGAUGAUAAACAACCAACUUUUAGGGCUAUAUAUGAAGCAAUAAAAAAAUAUUCCUUUGGCGAUGACCUGGUUAAUUUCCUGUUACAGCCCCUAGAACUGGAACUGCAGAAGACAAUGCAUACAUACUGUGGAAGAAUAUACAAAGUGUUCAUAAAGCAGCUAACAAAAAGCAUAAGAGAUAUUUAUGAUAGAAGAUCAAAAGAAAGUUGAUUCUUACUACAAACCCACAAAACUAUUUAAUUCA